Messenger RNA from Ilyonectria robusta, 1833 nucleotides. RefSeq names its product fungal-specific transcription factor. Gene Ontology annotation, molecular function: DNA binding; DNA-binding transcription factor activity, RNA polymerase II-specific; zinc ion binding. Gene Ontology annotation, biological process: DNA-templated transcription; regulation of DNA-templated transcription. Lineage: Eukaryota; Fungi; Ascomycota; Sordariomycetes; Hypocreales; Nectriaceae. The transcript is spliced from 5 exons. The coding region runs from base 1 to 1833 and encodes 610 amino acids. The record is from RefSeq and is a predicted model, not a curated record.
AUGACAAAAGAAAAGGCGUGUGACUCAUGUCAUCGCAAAAAGAUCUUUUGCGACAGAGGCGAGCCGAAAUGCGAAUGGUGCGCCCAUCGUGGCCUUCACUGCACCUACGAGCGUGCCACCUUCGUAAGGACGCGGAAACCUAUCGGGUUAGUAUUUGCUUCUGAAGCAAUGGAACAACGCCUCGAGCGCUUGGAGCGUCUAGUGGGGCCCAGAAUACGACAAACGAGGGAAAUGCAAACCCCCGAGGGUACAAGACGAGACCCGUCGACGAGAGACGGCGGUUCUUAUGGAAUGCUUAACAUACCAGGCUAUGACCUGGGGAUCAUUAGUUCUCACGGUGGGAUUCCUGUUUUCUCCAGUCUGGCACUGAGAUGGAUCCAAGAAAGAACGGGAGACCCGAAUGCAUUCAAAGCUGCUUAUUCGGCACAUGCAUCAGAUUCUUCAGCUCCUCCAGUUCGGUACCGACCUGGCCCCGAGCUUCCCUCGAGGACCGCAGUCGAGUCAUGUCUGGCUUUGUUUUCCUCGUCGCCUUUACGCUUGGUCUGGCCUGUUGUCGACAUAGACAGUUUCCAACAGACGAUCCAGUUGGCGUACACCAGUCCUGAAACACGAUUGUUGGAAGUCCGCAUUGCAAAGCUAUGUGUUCUAGUAUUUGUCGCAUUCCUGUCAGUUCUAGAACCCGUGCACACUUCAGUCGUAUCGCUGGACCCGAAAGCUUGUGCAAAACAAGCCCGGGAUUCGCUUCUUUCUGUUUUGGAUCAGCCAACAGUUGAAGGGCUACAAGCAGCUAUCACGCUCUCAAUAUACUAUGGCUUUUCCGGGGAACUUCAAUUGGCAUCCAUGCUCCAUUCUCUGGCUUGCCGAUGUCUAUACAGCCUUGGCGGCCACCUAAAGCAGGAUUCGGGACAGCUGCGUAAUGGCAUUACCAACGACGCCAAUGGAACAGCAAAAGGGCGAGGGGAUUUCCUGCGGGAACUCUUCUGGCUCUGUUACUUUUUCGACAAGCACAUUUCACUUCGAACCGGCCAGCCGCCAUGUAUAGACGACGACCAAUGUGACCUCACAUUGCCGGGUGCGCAUACGGGCAUCAACUGCGUGGAGUUAUGUCCAGACCCGAUACCUCUGGAUAAGAUAUCUCUGGACACAGAGCUGCGUCCCGUCCUACCAGGAGACCUUGCACUUACGAUUAUCAAAUCCAAGGUUUAUACAAAGCUCUAUUCGCCUCACUCUCUGAGUAAAGAUGAUACUCAUCUCUUCAGGACCAUUCGCGAGCUAGACGAGGAGUUGGAGAACUGGCGCAUGGCUGUUCCCGCAAGUGUGAGACCGCAAUUGUCGGUCACGCAUGAAGCGCCAGCCAUUGUAACACAGCAUCCCCUUGGCAUGAAACUAAUUUCCGCCCACUUUGGGUAUCUCUAUAUAAUCGCAGCGAUACACAGAGCCUGUGGACGAUGUCACGCAUUGCGUGGUGGCGGAGAGGUCGAGGCGAGGGUGGUAAGCUCGAGCUUGGCCGUGUCUAUUCAAGCGAGCCGAUCGACCCUUAUCUACCUCGGAAGGGCUUCGAAGCUCGUGCAUAGCGAAUCCUUCUGGAUCAUAAUCUUCUAUCCUACCUGGGCCACCUUGAAUAUAUUUUUCAAUAUUUUGCUCAAUCCCGCAGGGGAGGAGGCUGUCAAUGAUAUUGGAUUGCUCGAAUUCACACCUGCUCUUUUCAAAACAAUGCGUCGUAGGCAGCUCACCGUAAAGGAGCAAUUCCAUCUCAAAGCCUUCAGCUCAUUCACGGAGGAGCUCGUUCGAUUGGCUAAACGUGCGGUGCGAAUGGAAUUGGAGAACAGCUAG